AUGCAGGCCCUCAAGCUGGGCAAAAAGUACCCGGACCUCAAGCAGGAGGACAUCUUCGACCUGAUCAACCGCUUCCAGCAGAUUGAUGUCGACGACAAGGGUUCGCUUGACAAGGCCACUGUCAUCUCUGCGCUCCAGCAGAGCGGCGAUGCCGACUAUGACUCUGCGCGUGAGACGCUCAAGAAUGUCAACAUUGACUCGUCGGGCCGUGUCGAGCUCGAGGACUGGGUCCAGCUCCACUCGCUGUUGAAAAAGGCCAAGGAGCAGCCUCUCCUCGAGACGCACAAGGGCCGUAUUGCCAUGAAGGGUACCGCGGGCACCAACGCCCAGCACUCGAUCAACGAGGAUGAGCUGCGCUCGUUCACCGACCACAUCAACGGUGUGCUUGGCGGUGACCCCGAUGUUGGCCACCUCCUUCCCAUCCCGACCGACACGAUGCAGCUCUUUGACGAGGUCCGCGACGGUCUGAUUCUGUGCAAGCUGAUCAACGACUCUGUUCCCGACACCAUCGACGAGCGUGUGCUCAACAAGCCCGGCCCCAAGCGCAAGCAGCUCAACGCGUUCCAGAUGACUGAGAACAACAACAUUGUCAUCACCUCGGCCAAGGCUAUUGGCUGCUCGGUGGUCAACAUUGGUCCCUCGGACAUCCAGGAGGGCCGCGAGCACCUGAUCCUCGGUCUCGUGUGGCAGGUCAUCCGCCGUGGUCUGCUUGCCAAGAUUGACAUCAAGAUCCACCCCGAGCUCUACCGCCUGCUCGAGGACGGCGAGACGCUCGACGAGUUCCUGCGUCUCCCGCCCGACCAGAUCCUCCUCCGCUGGUUCAACUACCACCUCAAGGCCGCCAAGUGGGAGCGCCGCGUCACGAACUUUACCAAGGACGUCUCGGACGGCGAAAACUACACGGUGCUCUUGAACCAGCUCAAGCCGGACCAGUGCUCGCUCGCGCCCCUCCAGACGCGCGACCUUCACCAGCGCGCCGAGGAGGUCCUGGACGGCGCCGACCGUAUUGGCUGCCGUCGCUUCCUGACCCCCAACUCGCUCGUGUCUGGUAACCCCAAGCUCAACCUUGCGUUUGUUGCCAACCUGUUCAACACGUGGCCGGGCCUUGCGCCGCUCGAGGAGGCCGAGGCUCCUCCUGUGAUUGAGGACUUUGACGCCGAGGGCGAGCGCGAGGCGCGCGUCUUCACCCUGUGGCUCAACUCGCUCGACGUUGAUCCCGGAGUGUACAGCCUCUUCGAGGACCUCAAGGACGGCUACAUCCUCCUCCAGGGCUUUGACAAGGUCAUCCCCGGCUCGGUCAUUUGGCGCCGCGUCUCCAAGCCCAAGGAGGGCCAAGAGCUGUCGCGCUUCAAGGCUGUCGAGAACACCAACUAUGCCGUCGAGCUGGCCACUGCCAACGGCAUGCACAUGGUCGGCAUCCAGGGCGCGGACAUUACCGACGGCGCACGCACGCUCGUCCUCGGCCUCGUGUGGCAGCUCAUGCGCAUCAGCAUCACCCAGACGCUCGCGUCCAUCUCCAAGGGCGGCCGCGGCGUCACCGACCAGGACAUGGUCAAGUGGGCCAACGAGACGGUCCAGCGCGGCGGCAAGUCGUCCACCAUGCGCUCGUUCAAGGACCCCAGCCUGUCCAACGGCGUCUUCUUCCUCGACCUCCUCAACGGCGUGCGCCCCGGCAUCGUCGACUACAACCUCGUCUACCAGAACACCAACGACCCCGACGAGAAGAAGCUCAACGCAAAGCUCGCCAUCAGCAUUGCGCGCAAGCUCAACGCACUCAUCUUCCUCGUGCCAGAGGACAUUGUCGACGUGCGUCCCCGCCUCAUCCUCACCUUUGUGGGCGCGCUCUGGGCCGCGAGCCUCAACCAGUAG
Apiotrichum porosum is the source of this 1869-nucleotide messenger RNA. It is a transcript of the gene SAC6, whose product is annotated as fimbrin. Gene Ontology annotation, cellular component: actin filament; cytoplasm; actin filament bundle. Gene Ontology annotation, molecular function: actin filament binding; calcium ion binding. Bases 1 to 1869 code for a protein of 622 amino acids. Lineage: Eukaryota; Fungi; Basidiomycota; Tremellomycetes; Trichosporonales; Trichosporonaceae. The record is from RefSeq and is a predicted model, not a curated record. The transcript has 4 exons. Gene Ontology annotation, biological process: actin filament bundle assembly; actin filament network formation.